Betta splendens (Siamese fighting fish) is the source of this 1310-nucleotide messenger RNA. Its product is annotated as protein Wnt-8a-like. The record is from RefSeq and is a predicted model, not a curated record. Gene Ontology annotation, biological process: canonical Wnt signaling pathway; neuron differentiation; cell fate commitment. The transcript is spliced from 6 exons. NCBI's taxonomy places the organism in Eukaryota, Metazoa, Chordata, Actinopteri, Anabantiformes, Osphronemidae. Gene Ontology annotation, molecular function: cytokine activity; frizzled binding. Gene Ontology annotation, cellular component: extracellular region. Bases 147 to 1199 code for a protein of 350 amino acids.
CCCUAAACCCAGCAUCCAAUCAGCUUCCUCGGACCCGGGGGACAAAGAACAAGAGUGGCAUUUGUCCUGUUCUCCUAUAAGAGAAAGUUGCAGCACACCGGGUUAAAACUGAUUUCUUUCUUCCGGAGCUAACGGUGUAGGUGAAAAUGGUUCAUGCAUUUUUUUGGUUCCUGGCUCUUCUACUCAAAACAUGCCCGACACAUGCUUGGGUUGCAAGUAACCUUCUUAUAACGGGAACAAAGGCCUAUUUAAGCUACGCAAAUAGCGUGCAGGUGGGCACCCAGAGUGGGAUUGAGGAGUGUAAAUACCAGUUCGCGUGGGACAGAUGGAACUGUCCAGACAGCGCGACGCAGCUCAAAGCGCUCAGACGCGCCACCAGAGAGACGUCUUUUGUCCACGCCAUCAGUGCAGCAGGGGUCAUGUACACUUUAACUCGGAACUGUAGUCUCGGAGACCUGGGCAACUGCGGCUGUGACGUUUCAAAGAAGGGGAAAACCGGUGGCCGUGGCUGGCUUUGGGGUGGAUGCAGUGACAACACAGAUUUCGGGGAAAGGAUUUCCAAACAGUAUGUCGAUGCCCAGGAGACUGGCCAGGACUCCAGAGCUGCUGUCAACCUGCAUAACAACGAGGCAGGGCGGCUGGCCGUGAAGGCAACAAUGAAACGCAUCUGCAGAUGUCACGGCAUGUCUGAGAGCUGCAGUGUCCAGACCUGCUGGACGCAGUUGUCCGAUUUCAGGGAAAUCGGUAACUACUUGAAGAUAAAGCACAGCCAGGCCCAGAAGCUGGACAUCGAUAAAGAGCGCAUUCGAGCCGGCAACAGCGCGGACAGCCGCGGCGUCAUCGCGGCCGCGUUCGGCAGCGUCGCUCAGACGGAGCUCAUCUACCUGGAGGACUCUCCGGACUACUGCAGGAGGAACGCCAGCCUGGAGCUGCUCGGUACCGAAGGCCGGGAGUGCGUGCAGCACGGAGAGGGUCUGACGCACUGGGAGAAGAGGAGCUGCCGCAGGCUGUGUCACGAAUGCGGCCUGCGGGUGGAGGAGAGGCGCACGGAGGUGGUGAGCAGCUGCAACUGCAAAUUCCACUGGUGCUGCACGGUGAACUGCGAAGACUGCUCCCAGGUUGUAGUGAAACACGUGUGCGCGAGGAGGGAGGCUGCCGAUGGACACGGUAACAGACGGAGACACCGUGGUCCCAAAUGAACAGAUUCCUCUUAUGUCACUCACACUGACCUGUUUGAAGAUGCUAUUUAAGGUUUGCACUUUCUAUGCUUUGUGUAAAUAUCCAUGUGUCUAUUUAUGAAUAAAACUAAA